This is a messenger RNA of Spinacia oleracea (spinach), 688 nucleotides long. RefSeq names its product 10 kDa chaperonin, mitochondrial. NCBI's taxonomy places the organism in Eukaryota, Viridiplantae, Streptophyta, Magnoliopsida, Caryophyllales, Amaranthaceae. The transcript has 3 exons. Gene Ontology annotation, cellular component: mitochondrion. The record is from RefSeq and is a predicted model, not a curated record. Bases 165 to 458 code for a protein of 97 amino acids. Gene Ontology annotation, molecular function: protein-folding chaperone binding; metal ion binding; protein folding chaperone.
CUUGGCAAAGGGGAUAUUUGAAUAUUUCUGCAAUUUCAGUCAGAUUUCCCUUAAACCCUCCCUUUUUCUCUCUCUCAUAAACCCUAAUCACCUGAUCUAGGGUUUUAUUUCCGUUCUCUUUCACCCGCCUUUGUUUAUCGCAAAUUUCAAAUUUUAACUGAAAAAUGGCGAAGCGUUUGAUGCCAUUGUUGAACAGAGUUUUGGUGGAGAAGAUUGUUCCUCCUGCAAAGACUCACGCCGGCAUUUUACUCCCCGAGACCAGCAACAAGCUUAAUUCUGGAAAAGUUCUUGCUGUUGGACCUGGCCUUCGUGACAAGUCUGGGAAUCAUGUUCCUGUUGCUGUCAAAGAAGGGGAUACUGUACUCCUGCCUGAAUAUGGAGGAACUACAGUGAAGCUUGGUGAAAAAGAGUAUCACUUGUACCGAGAUGAAGAUAUAAUGGGAACACUUCACGACUGAUAUUAAUAAGUCAUUUCCUGCCUUGAUCAAGUACACUCUGAUUUGUCAUCUUAGGAUUAUUUAAAAUUAGCAAAUUGUUAAUGAAGUAGCUAUCUUAAAAUUAAGUCAAGGUGGUAAAAUGUGAACGCUAUUUCAUAUCCUUUUGCGUAUUGGAGAAUGUUUUACUUGAAUGGGUAAAUGUACUUUUUACGGAUUCGAAAUAUUCCUAUCAUGUUUCAACUUCAGUUACA